UUUCGUAGUGAUCGGCAGCAGUGAAAAUUAACUCGAAAUGGGUCGUGUUCGUACCAAGACCGUAAAGAAGGCUUCCAAGGUAAUCAUCGAGAAGUACUACACUCGACUGACCAUGGACUUCCAUACAAAUAAGCGCAUAGUGGAGAAGGUGGCCAUCAUUCCGACCAAGCCGCUGCGUAACAAGAUUGCCAGUUUUGUUACACAUCUGAUGAAGCGAUUGCGCAACUCGCAAGUUCGGGGCAUUUCGAUCAAAUUGCAAGAAGAAGAACAUGAGCGCCGAGAUAACUACGUACCAGAGGUCUCCGCCCUGGAACAGGAUAUUAUUGAGGUCGACCCAGAGACGAAAGAAAUGUUGAAGCAUUUGGACUUCAGCAAUAUCGUCGUCCAAAUGCAGUGCUGUAGUUGCGGUUAG
Messenger RNA from Topomyia yanbarensis, 412 nucleotides. Its product is annotated as small ribosomal subunit protein eS17-like. The record is from RefSeq and is a predicted model, not a curated record. The transcript has a single exon. Gene Ontology annotation, cellular component: ribosome. NCBI's taxonomy places the organism in Eukaryota, Metazoa, Arthropoda, Insecta, Diptera, Culicidae. Gene Ontology annotation, biological process: translation. Gene Ontology annotation, molecular function: structural constituent of ribosome. The coding region runs from base 38 to 412 and encodes 124 amino acids.